Molecule: messenger RNA, 867 nt
Organism: Dissoconium aciculare CBS 342.82
Lineage: Eukaryota; Fungi; Ascomycota; Dothideomycetes; Mycosphaerellales; Dissoconiaceae
Exons: 1
Source: RefSeq, a predicted model, not a curated record
AUGGCGACCGAAGCCAGCCCGCAGGAGUUUAGUCCUCGCGCCGAUCGCAGCAAUGAAGACAGCGAUCAAAACGCGAACGAGUCCGCUGAGCGCGAAGCGUUUGAGUACUGGGGAUAUCUGUUCAAACCUGACAAGACCGGUACCGACAAGCUAAAGUUACUUCUGCAAGGACUGAAGAAUCUUAUGAACGAGAAAUAUGAGCUCGCCGAGCAUCCAGGCCAGCCCGAACCAGACCUCACACCGCACCAGCUCGCGCAUUUCUAUCGCGAUCUCCACGGCAACUACGACCAACUAUUCCUAGGAACGCCGCAUGAGAGCAUCGCUUUCAUCUAUAAAAGUCUCGGGUGUCUGCACUCGCUGCAACCUGCUCACCACACCCGCGCAACCGCAUUCACCGACCCAACAGUACCAGCCCUGAAGACGGAAGGAUGGAUCAUGUGGCAGACUAUUCAGCUGCUGCUGGGACCAGAGGAGCACGCGGGAUUCAUACGAGAGGCAGUACAACAAUGGGACAUUCGCGACCCUACCACUGGUGACCUCUUUCCGAAGAUCCUUCCCAGGCGUUGUUUUCCCGAAAGUCCUGAUAAGCACAUGGUGGCUUGGUAUGAGGGCGUCAGCGAACGGCUACGUCGUGAGGCUGAAGAGGAGGAGCGUCAGAAGCGUAUCGAAGUGACACAUGAUGAUGCGCCGCGCUCUCGUCGCUCGCAGGCACACGAGAGAAAGUCGAGGCAUGACGACGAGGAUGAUGGUGGCUCGGUCGACUCUCGCGCACCGGCAAUCGCGUACUUUGGCAAUCCGCUUUAUCGUCAUAUAGAUGGUCGGCCUAGUAUUGUGCGGCCCAGCUCUCGGAAGCCCGGGCCAAGUCCU